Messenger RNA from Pelobates cultripes (western spadefoot toad), 239 nucleotides. Lineage: Eukaryota; Metazoa; Chordata; Amphibia; Anura; Pelobatidae. The record is from the annotation of a GenBank genome assembly.
GAACCAAAUCAUUCCACAAAUCCCAGGAUAACCUUCUAGUACCUGGUAAUACCUCCUCUAUAAUGGAGCAUAAGUCAUGCAACAUUCCUCAUUGUGAUACUUGUCAGAUGGAAACAAAUAAAAUUUCCUAUUCUACCAGCAAACACAAAAAAUCAGCAAGUUUCUCCCUGAGUUCCUCUUGGCAUGGGCAGUUUCCCAAGAAUGAAAAGCAGAAGAUUCAUAAAAGUGUUUCAGAAAAG